GUGAAAUGCUUUGCCCAUACGCUGAAUCUCGCGUCCCAGAGGGCGCUUCAGGUGUCCACGCUCUCCAGGCUUCUGGGCAGAGUGCGACGGAUAACAACAUUCUUCCACCGCAGCACUAUAGCGAACCACACUUUGAAAGUGAAACAGAAAUGUCUGGGCCUGAAAAAUCAUAAGCUGCUAACUGAUGUUGCCACAAGGUGGAACAGUGCAUACGGCAUGGUCGAGAGGUUCUUGGAGCAACAACCUGCAAUCUGUGCCACCUUGCUGUCUCCAGAGGUGAGGAGAGGACAGUCAGACCUCUGCACUCUCAAUGAAACAGAUGUGUCAAAUGCAGAGGACGCUGUGAGUGCAUUAAAGCCAAUGAAGGAUGCAACCACACUGAUGUCAGAAGAGAGCAACCCAACAGUGUCUCUCAUUGCUCCAAUACAUGCACAGCUUCUCCAGAACAUGACAGACACCAUCGGAGACUCACCCAUGAUCCACGAGAUCAAGAAUGCUAUCAAGACAGAUCUCCUGAAGAGGUACAACAGUGAGGCAGAGAAGAAGAUCCUUCAUACAGCCUCUGCCCUGGAUCCCCGUUUUAAGGGACUGCCCUUUCUAACAGAGGAGGAGAGACUGGAGAUCUACAGAGGAGUGACCGAGGAGGCUGCAUCUUUGGAGGAUGAGAGGACACUCAGGAGGACAGAAGUGGAUGAAGCGCCUGGGGGAAUGGGGACUCUGGAAGAAGAGAGACCCACAGAGGAUAGCCCCUCUGCUCCCAAAAGAAAGGCCCCAUCAUCACUGCUUGUGAGUUUGCUGGGACAGUCCUUCACUGACACUGAAGGUACAGUAGAACCAAAGACCCCCUAUGCCAGGGCUGAAGAGGAAAUGGAGAGAUACUGUAAAGCCCCAGCUCUCCCUCUAACUGAGGAUCCUUUAAACUGGUGGCGUGUCCAGGAGGUCACAUUUCCUCCUCUCUCAGCUGUCAAAGCGGUACUUGUGUAUCCCAGGCACAAGCGUGUCUGCAGAGCGAGUUUUCUCCACUGCAGGAGAUGUUGUCACUGCAAAGAGAAGUGCUCUCAAGCCAGAACAUGUGGAUCAACUGGUGUUCUUACAGAAGAACCUACAAAUUCCCAAAUGCUGAUCAGUGAGCCAUGUUUGUGAUAUUUGGCACAUUCAGGAAGUGCCCUGUGUCCAGUGCUGCUAUUUGAAAACCUUUUUGUAGAUUACAGCACUAGAAUGCUUUGUUUUUGAGGAUUGACCAUUUCCACACAAUGGGUAGGCUAGGCCUAUACUCUUUAUUUCAGUUUACAAUUGGAUUUAAUAUUAGGAGCUUCUGUUAACAUUUUUGAUAUCAUAAAACAGUACACUACACUGUAUAAACUAGUAGUUCAUUGCUACCUGUGGUUUGUUGUGUUCAGACACAUUGUGAUGUUUGCCACAUUCAGGAAGUACCCUGUUUUACAGUAGAAGACAGAUUUAUGUGUGGUUUAGGGAGGAUGACCAUUUUCACACAAAGAUUAUAGGUAGUUGGCUACUAGGCCUCUACAAUUUAUUUUGGUUUAAAGCCUAAUUUGCUGUUCAUACAUUGACAUUUAUGUUAUUUGUGUUUAUGUUAUUUAUGUUUUUGAAGAAGAAGUACACUGUGCUUUAUUGAUGCUAUUUUAGUAUUUACUGUUAGAAAUACUGCUGUUGCUUGCUUUGUUCAGACUCAAGUCAUAUUUCUGAUGCUUGCCACAUUCAAGACAUUCAGUGUCCUUUUUUGAGUACAGGACAGUUGCUAAAGGUUGCAGCUGGCCUGCAGAAGUAUUUGUUUUAUUUAAUUUAAUUCAUUUAUUUUGGUUUAUUAAGACAUCGAUGUUACUUACCGGUAAUCCUGAAGCACUUUCUAAUAAAGAAGGGAGUUCAUAUUUA
Messenger RNA from Epinephelus fuscoguttatus (brown-marbled grouper), 1893 nucleotides. RefSeq names its product E3 SUMO-protein ligase ZBED1-like. The record is from RefSeq and is a predicted model, not a curated record. Bases 217 to 1143 code for a protein of 308 amino acids. Lineage: Eukaryota; Metazoa; Chordata; Actinopteri; Perciformes; Serranidae. The transcript has 2 exons.